UUACCGUCCGAGAGAGUUUCGAGUUCUUCGUAUCUCUUCGCCAAAUAUUUUACGACAAAUUGCGAAGUGAUGCGGGCGCAGUCGAAUGAUGUUAUUAAUGUAUUUUAGCUGUACACAAAACUUCUAAAGUCUGGGUUUUUUGUUGUUUUUUUGUAAUAGUGUAAAUAACAAAAUAUGUAUGAAUAUUGUAGUGCUGACAUUGGAAAUUUUGACGUUCUGCUUGUUGAAGAAAUUCUGAAGAUGAUUUUCUGAUAUCAUCUAUGGCUUCUGCCAAGCAACAUGUGUUGUCACUGUACCGACGUAUAUUUCGCUUAGCGAAAUCAUGGCAGGCCAUGUCUGGGGAUGUUGCAGAAACAAAUAUUGAGAGGAAGUACAUUAUAUCAGAAGCGAGAUCAUUAUUUAGGAAAAAUAAAGAGGUUACAAAUAAUGAUGAAAUCAAAGAAUUUAUUCGUGAAGCUGAAGCCAGAAUAGAAUUAGCACUGCAUUACAAAAAUCCAUUUCCAAGGCCUAUGAAUAUUCCUCAGAGUACUCUGCCAUUCACAGGUCAUGCAAUGACGAAAAGUCAGAAAACUGCCAUGAAGCGGGCGAAACCUAUUUACUUAAAAUCUUACAAUGACGCUGACAGAUGACGAAGGUUUUCUAAAAAUAAACAAUAUAUGUCACAUUUAAGACGAAGUUCCAGUUUUGUCAAUGGCUACAGAACAACUGUUAUAAAGGCAGAUGUUACAGUGGUGUUCAUAGAAACAGAAUGUGUCUGUUUUGGGGGUUUUCUUUUAUAUCACCAGGACUCUAGGACUAAUAUAUGUGUUUGUGUGUUCGUCCAUGGCCAGUUAUAAAACUGUGCACCUGUUGACAGUGAAGUCCACAUGAUAUGAGAAUAAACCAGUAUGCAUUGGUA
Messenger RNA from Gigantopelta aegis, 898 nucleotides. Its product is annotated as LYR motif-containing protein 1-like. The record is from RefSeq and is a predicted model, not a curated record. Gene Ontology annotation, cellular component: mitochondrion. The transcript has 5 exons. Bases 261 to 629 code for a protein of 122 amino acids. Lineage: Eukaryota; Metazoa; Mollusca; Gastropoda; Neomphalida; Peltospiridae.